Nymphaea colorata (pocket water lily) is the source of this 369-nucleotide messenger RNA. Its product is annotated as GPI-anchored hemophore cfmA-like. The transcript has 3 exons. Bases 1 to 369 code for a protein of 122 amino acids. Lineage: Eukaryota; Viridiplantae; Streptophyta; Magnoliopsida; Nymphaeales; Nymphaeaceae. The record is from RefSeq and is a predicted model, not a curated record.
AUGACGACGGCGGGCGCUGGGAUGGGCGGCGGUGCUGGGACGGACGGCGGCAGUAGAACUGACACCGGCGAUGGCGCUGGAACAAACGACAGUAGCGGCAGCGGGGCUAGAACAGGCGGCAGCGGCGGGAGACGAGCAUCGAUGGAGUAUCAAAGUAGGGGCAAGAAGCGUGCCGAGCCUUCUAUAGAGGCACAAAGAGAGCCAAGUUCGGCCCAUUCUGAUGCACGUACCCCAGUGGAUAACAGUACAUCUGGGCAACAAAAUGCUCAGAUUAGUUCGAUGGUCAGUAAUCAGAGGAGCCAUACAUCCCCUACUGGAGACACCAGUAGGCCAUUUUGGGAGAAGGCAACGACGGUGUCGUACCAAUAG